Passer montanus (Eurasian tree sparrow) is the source of this 875-nucleotide messenger RNA. It is a transcript of the gene CST7, whose product is annotated as cystatin F. The record is from RefSeq and is a predicted model, not a curated record. NCBI's taxonomy places the organism in Eukaryota, Metazoa, Chordata, Aves, Passeriformes, Passeridae. Gene Ontology annotation, molecular function: cysteine-type endopeptidase inhibitor activity. Gene Ontology annotation, cellular component: endoplasmic reticulum; Golgi apparatus; late endosome. Bases 243 to 575 code for a protein of 110 amino acids. Gene Ontology annotation, biological process: positive regulation of myelination; negative regulation of microglial cell activation; immune response. The transcript is spliced from 3 exons.
ACAACAGAGACAUUGAAAUAAUAUUUGUGAUACUCUGGCUUCUAAGUAAUUUUGAGCUCUGCUUUCACUUCUGUUAGCAUCUCUUUAUGUCACUUCAUUUCCUAGGACUAUUUCACCAUUUCAGACAUGUAAACAAAAAAUACUUUUUAACAGAUGGGAGCAGAGACCUUCUGAAGUACAAAUGCAUUGGACAAGUACAAGGGUUUAGCAUUGGUUCAGAGGGCUGAAGCUCCCACCCUUUCAUGCCCCUGAUGUGUUUUACCCUGGUGUUUUGUGUUGUUUCAGGUACACUUGUUACACCACCCCACUCAACCAUAAGACCUGGCUUCCCUGUCCCAGUGAACACCAACAGCCCCGAGGUCCGCAAGGCCGCUCGCUUUGGGGUCUACAGGUACAACAACAGCUCCAAUGACCUCUUCCUGUUUAAGGAAUCACAGAUAAAGAAAGCCAUGGUACAGAUAGUCAGAGGGCUGAAGUACAUGCUUCACGUGGAAAUCAGGGAUCACCCCAGCCUGGACAGCUGUCACUUCCAGGGGGAAAAAAAGCCUACAACAGAUGCUGAGAUGCUAUUUUGAGGUCUGGAUAACACCCUGGACACACAAAGUGCAUAUCCCUGUUGCCCAAUGUCACCAAGACCUUUCCCCAUGAGAGCCUGACUUACAGAGGACCUCCCACCAUGAGUUUUUCCUUGCCUGGACUGCCUAGGUCAAUACUGAAGUGGGGAACAGCUGUCCAGAACUGCACAGAGCUUUUUUCUCAAACCACAUGGUUGUUUUCUUCCUUGAGAAAGAAACUCAAAAGACAAGGCCUGCCUUGACUGAAUGUCUUGCUAUCCAGUUGUGUAUCUGUUUUUCCAAAACUAAACUGCACAUGAA